Corylus avellana is the source of this 1104-nucleotide messenger RNA. Its product is annotated as GDSL-like Lipase/Acylhydrolase superfamily protein. The record is from RefSeq and is a predicted model, not a curated record. Gene Ontology annotation, molecular function: hydrolase activity, acting on ester bonds. Lineage: Eukaryota; Viridiplantae; Streptophyta; Magnoliopsida; Fagales; Betulaceae.
AUGGGUUACAUGAAAUUUUCCCAACAUCUCAAUUUGCUGGUAUUGGUAUUUGUCUCCCUUGGUAUGUUUACAAGCUCGAAGUGCAGCCACAUGAGGCCCAUUUUAAUCAACUUUGGUGAUUCAAAUUCAGACACUGGAGGGGUGCUGGCUGGCACUGGACUUCCAAUUGGCCUUCCCCACGGUCUCACAUUCUUCCACAGAGGCACCGGCCGGCUAGGCGACGGACGGCUUGUGAUUGAUUUCUUCUGUGAACACUUGAACCUGAGUUAUUUGAGCCCAUAUUUGGAUUCAUUGGCACCAAAUUUCACGAGUGGAGUAAACUUUGCAGUAGCUGGAGCAACCUUGCUCCCACAGUUUGUGCCUUUCGCACUAGAUGUUCAAGUUCGCCAGUUCAUUCGCUUCAAAAAUCGCUCACUUGAACUUCUAUCACUGGGUUGGAGAAAUUCAUUUGGUGAAGAUGGGUUCCGUAGUGCACUUUAUAUGAUUGACAUUGGACAGAAUGAUCUCUUGCUAGCCUUGUAUGCAUCAAACUUAACAUAUGCACCAGUUAUCGAAAAGAUCCCUUCAUUUCUUGCAGAAGUCAAAUUAGCCCUUCAAAAUAUAUAUCUUUAUGGUGGCAGAAAAUUUUGGAUACACAACACUGGACCAUUGGGUUGUGCCCCAAAAGAACUUGCAUUACAUCCCCAUAACAAUACUGAUCUCGAUCAAAUUGGAUGCCUUCAUGUCCAUAAUGAUGUUGCAAAAGCUUUUAAUGAAGGACUUCAAAAGGUCUGUAAAGAAAUGAGAUCGGUUUUUAAGGAUGCAACCAUUGUCUAUGUAGACAUAUACAAGAUCAAGUACAAUCUCUUUGCCAAGUACAAAAAAUAUGGUUUCGAGGAUCCAUUGAUGGCUUGUUGUGGUUAUGGUGGUCCUCCAAAUAAUUACAAUGUAAAAGCAACAUGCGGCCAGCCUGGUUACAUCAUCUGCAGAAAUAUAUCAGAGUCCAUAGUCUGGGAUGGAGUUCACUACACAGAAGCUGCCAAUCGUGCUGUUGCAACAAGUGUUUUAUCUAUGCAUUAUACCACACCACGAGUGCAGCUUGACCAAUUUUGGGCAGCCAACUAA